Acomys russatus (golden spiny mouse) is the source of this 3156-nucleotide messenger RNA. It is a transcript of the gene Slc25a18, whose product is annotated as solute carrier family 25 member 18. The transcript has 10 exons. Bases 1481 to 2428 code for a protein of 315 amino acids. The record is from RefSeq and is a predicted model, not a curated record. NCBI's taxonomy places the organism in Eukaryota, Metazoa, Chordata, Mammalia, Rodentia, Muridae. Gene Ontology annotation, molecular function: L-glutamate transmembrane transporter activity; L-aspartate transmembrane transporter activity. Gene Ontology annotation, biological process: aspartate transmembrane transport; L-glutamate transmembrane transport; malate-aspartate shuttle.
AGGCAGGUGGAUCUCUGAGAGUUCAAGGCCAACCUGGCCUACAAAGAGAGUUCCAGGACAGUCAGGGCUAUUACACAAAGAAACCCUGUCUUGAAAAAACCGAAGAAGAAAUAAAACUUAAUUCUUAGGACCUGGUGUUGAUCAGUUGAUAGUGUCUAUACCAUGUGUGAGGCCCCACGUUCCAACUCCAGAUAAAGCCAAGUGUGCAUGUGUAAUCUUAGCACUACAGAGACAGGUGGGAAGAUCAGACGUAGUCUUUUUGUUUACAUAACUUCCAGCUUAGGGUACACGAGACCCCCAUCUCAAAGAAAGCAUUUGUUCUGCAUACGUUCUGACCAAGCAGGCAGUGCUGAGUCCUGUACACAAUGACAACAAAGGUCUCCCGCUAAUCAGGUUGGCUUGAAAACUUGCUAGAGUAGUUUUUUCAGCCUCUUGGGGAUUGUGUCUGGGUAACAUUUUUGGUCCAGCAGGUAACAUGUAGCAUCCUGUGCUGUGAGCUUCCUUGUUAAAACUGGAACAGAAACAAAAAGCACAAUUAGAAGGUAGUUAGGGAAGAAAAGAAGCUGUAGACUGUCUGUGAGCCACUCCCCACUGAAGGUGCAUCUCAUCAGAGAUUGUCUUGUCUCUGGUGUUCUGCUCAGAAAGAACAAUGGCACCUUCAUUACAAGCCACCCUAACAAUCUGGAAAAUACCCAGGUAGAAUCUUCUGGAAGGAGGAUGGCCUAUGCCCUGUGGUUGUUAUGCAAGUGGUGUCUUUAGCAGGAAAGCUGUGGCUCCUGGGUGGCUGAAAAUCCAGCUCAGCCAAAGGUGGCUGAGCUCUGAGCACCCAUGCUGUAGCAGCCUAUCUGGACCACCUUCACUGUCCUCACCCCCGACUUCGCUUUAGUAGCUUGGCCUUGCUAAUCUGUUGCCCUGGAUUCAGUUCCUUGAGCUUUUGAAAGGACAUUGUUUGUGUGUUUAUUUCAGAUUUCUUUGUGCUUACAAGGCUCACUCUUCUAGUUCCUGAGGCAGUUUUAGCAAAAGCUUUCAGUGCAAAAUGAACUGUGCAGUGGCAGCCAAGAAGGCAGCUGGGAAAUGCCCAGAUGGAACUAUUGUGUGCUAGAGUCCCUGCCUCUCUGCCUUCAUGACACGAAUUUUAACUCAGGUGCCUUGGGACCGUUUGAGGAGUGGAAAACCACAGCUUACUCCUAGAAUCCUGUCAGCUCAUUCCUGACUCAUAGGACCAGUCACCCUCAUCUUGCCAGCGAAAGCUGGGCAGAGUCGUUUGAAGCAGUGAAGCCAGUUCCUCAGGCCGUAUCCAGACUUUUCACUAUGAGAAGGAGUUAAUUCUUUAUAGGAAAGCAAAGACAAGUUCCAGCACAGCCUGACCUGGAGCAUACUAAAAACUGAGGUGUGGAGUGACUCUUAACCCAAGCUGUCACUGCCUGUGAGGAGCGCACAGCCAGUGUCCCGGGAGCUGCCGUGCUUCACCGACUACAGGAUGUCCAGCCAGGACCUGAGCAUCACCGCAAAACUCAUCAAUGGAGGUGUGGCAGGACUCGUGGGGGUGACCUGCGUGUUUCCCAUUGACCUUGCCAAGACCCGACUGCAGAACCAGCAGGGGAAAGAUGUGUAUAAAGGAAUGACGGAUUGCCUGAUGAAGACCGCACGUGCUGAGGGCUUCCUGGGCAUGUACCGAGGGGCUGCAGUGAACCUCACCCUGGUCACUCCAGAGAAGGCAAUCAAGCUGGCAGCCAACGACUUCUUGCGGCAGCUGCUCAUGCAAGAUGGGACGCAGCGAAACCUGAAGAUGGAGAUGCUGGCUGGGUGUGGGGCUGGAGUAUGCCAGGUGGUGGUUACCUGUCCCAUGGAGAUGCUCAAGAUUCAGCUGCAGGAUGCUGGCCGCUUAGCUGUCUGUCAUCAGCGCUCUGCCUCAGCCACGCCCACCUCUCGGCCCUACUGCACUGGCUCGGCUUCCACGCACAGGCGCCCCUCGGCCACCCUCAUUGCCAGGGAGCUGCUCCGCACUCAGGGCCUGUCCGGUCUCUACAGGGGCCUGGGUGCCACUCUCCUCAGAGACAUUCCCUUCUCCGUCAUCUAUUUCCCUUUGUUUGCAAACCUGAACCAGCUUGGGGUCAGCGAGCGCACGGGCAAGGCCCCCUUCACGCACUCCUUCGUGGCAGGCUGCGCAGCAGGUUCUGUGGCCGCAGUAGCUGUCACCCCUCUGGACGUUCUGAAGACUCGAAUCCAGACCCUCAAGAAAGGCCUGGGUGAGGACACGUACAGUGGAGUCGCUGACUGUGCCAGGAAACUCUGGACACAGGAGGGAGCGGCAGCCUUCAUGAAGGGCGCAGGCUGCCGUGCCCUGGUCAUAGCCCCUCUCUUUGGGAUUGCCCAGGGCGUCUACUUUGUUGGCAUCGGAGAGCGCAUCUUAAAGUGCUUCGAGUAAUCUAUCCCGUCCCUGACUUGCUGCUGCCUCUGGCCCUACCCUGGGACUAGGUGGCAAUGCUGCAAGCGUAAGAUGUCCACCCUGAUGUACAUGGUGUCUAACCCUGUAGAGCCACCUCAGAAGAAGUGACCCAUUUUACUGAAAGAGUAGAGCCUUCCUCUCCCUUUAUGAAAGCUAAGCUUUGUGGUACAGCUUACCAGGGAUGUCCAGAAGCCCCACCCACCUCUGUCUAACAACGGAAACGACCCCGUGUAUGAUGGCAGGACCACUUGAAGGAUGGACGGAAGGGACUGUUCCACACUGACACUCCCACUGCAGGCAAGUGCAGCCCAGUGGUGACCGUGUGUGGAUUUAGCAUUGAUCCUGGCUCUGAUGCUCUGACAGUUCAGACGGAGUGCACCUGGGCUGAACUGGGCCCUCCUGGGCAUCACCAAUGGAUGAAUGGACCCCGAAUGAGCAGUCUGGCCACGUAAGCUGUCCUGGCCCAGAUGCCCACCCUGAAGGAUGGGCCCAAUCCCUCCUAACAGAUGCUAGUGGGACAUGAUCUGAAAUAAAGCUGGCUAAAGCCUUGUCCUGUUAUCAGCAUAGCAGAUGACUAACAUGGACUGUCUUCUGCAGAUCCAAGCUGUGGCUUCUGGGGCCCCACAGCAAUUCACUAUGAUCUUCCAACUGGUGUUUAAGAGUGAAGAGUGGCUGGAGGGACAUUUUUACACUGAACCCAUUUUAAU